Mercenaria mercenaria is the source of this 2768-nucleotide messenger RNA. RefSeq lists its product as uncharacterized. The record is from RefSeq and is a predicted model, not a curated record. The coding region runs from base 1128 to 2183 and encodes 351 amino acids. The transcript is spliced from 2 exons. Gene Ontology annotation, molecular function: protein binding. NCBI's taxonomy places the organism in Eukaryota, Metazoa, Mollusca, Bivalvia, Venerida, Veneridae.
GAGUUAUCCUCCUGUUCAAACAGAAAGAGGAAGUAAAAAAGGAAAAACCAUAACUAGUCAUUUCAAACAUCCGAUCUGAAGAGGUUUUAUUAUAAAAAUCAAUUUGCUUAUUUCAAACCAAACAAAGAAUGUUUCAAGCACCAGAUUACAUAGAGUCAGUGUCAGUAAUACUGUCAGAAGUUCUUUCUGAUAUAGGAGUAGAUGAGAGGAUUGUACUUAAGAGAAGAAGAGCAGCUUUACUGGCAGAAUCUAUGGGCACAAUAACAUCACAACUACAGGAUUUCAACUGUACAGGAUACUUCUUCGGCAGCCAGUCAGAGGGCACAACAACACUGGCUCUUAAUUCAGACAGUGACCAACUAGUGUGUCUCAAUGACUGUAAUGUGAUACAAGAUAGAAGUGACUGGAAACCUAAUGUAGAAAAUUAUCUGAUGAUCCAGGAUGAUACUGUAUCACCUGGCUAUUGUCUUCUGCAACAUCUGAAAAACGAUAUUCCACUUCCAUAUCAUACUGUACAUGAUAAAUAUUUCAGUGAAAGAAAAGGAAAAAUAUUGAUCAAGAAUAAAGUCAUGUCUGAAAGAGCAGCUGCUAUCUAUGGGAGAGGAAUCAGACACGGUCCAGCACAAACAUUACAAGAAAACCUGGGAUGACUGAUACAGACCUUGUUCCUGCUUACCACUGUAAAUCCUGGCCUCUACAAGCAAGGCAGUGGCUAGACUGGCAAGGUGUAGGUCAGUGGCCUUCAGCUGACAUGAGAAGAUACUGUGGCAGUACUGGAUGUUUCCUUGUUGCUGUUGGAAGCAAGGGCAGUGAACAUGAGGAACUUGAAUGGAGAAUAUCAACAUCCCUAGCUGAAAGAUGCUUAAUGUUCAGUCUCAAUAUAACACAAAUUCGAUGUUACGUCUUGAUGAAGAUGAUACUGAAAACCUUUAUCAAGCCAUACUUUGAAGAUACCAUUUCAAGUUUCGUGUGUAAAACAGUUAUGUUUCACUGUAUUGCAAAUACACAUUCAAACAUCUGGAAAGAAAAAAAACGUACUUGGGUGUCUGUCAUUGUCUUUAUUUGUUCUACACAACUGUAUUUUGAAUGAAUAUUGUCCACACUUUAUCAUACCUGGAAACAAUUUGAUGAAAGGAAAUAUACCACACAAAGAUAAACCUUACAUUCUGCAAAAACUAGGUGAUGUUGUAACUGGUAGGUGUAUAGCAUUACUGGGGAUUGAGUGUGACUGUCUUGGUUUAAGGCUUCAGCUUAAAAUACAUAAUAUAGGCUCUGUCAAAACGAGUGUUUCAGAAUACAUAUUAAGGUCACUUGCACUCAAUUUUGAUUUUGUCAAAAGGUCUUGUCUAACUUCUAUCAGCACCAGCAACAGUAGUUAUGAAGAAGCUGUACAAACACUGCGGAAGUAUAUUUCCAAAUUAGAUGAUAUCUCUAAUCAGUGUGAAGGAGUGGACAAAUCAGCAUGCUGUCUUCUUGCACCACAGUUUUGUAUAUCCCUGGGAACUGCCCUAGCAUCCCGCAGCAUUCAUUUGUACAAUGCAGUAUCAGAGGAAGCUCUUACCUGGAUCUCCCUCGGCUUGAACUCAGAUGUUUCAUCUGGUAAACUGAAGCUAGCAUCAGUCUAUAACUGUACAGGGAAUACUUGGAAAACGGAAAUUACCCUUAGAAAUAUUGAAAGAAGCUAUGACUUAAACACUGUUGAGCCUAUUUGUUGUUGCCAUUCUUACAUCAAACUAACUCCAAGAAAAGGAUUUUGUGCAAUAUCUAAUGAUCAUAAUGAAGAAGCUAUUCAGCAUAUUACUGCAUUCUGUGUUAGCUUUCUGCCAUAUGAAAUAAAAUGUGUUCCACAUGAAAUGCAGUAUGAAAUGUUUAGAUCUCCGAAAGACGAUCUAACUUUCAGACCCCUACAGGACUACUGGAUAAAAUGGGCUGUGGUUGAUUCUCUGCCUUACCUCUACUUUCUACAAUACAAGACCUACAGAUGUCUUGGGAGACAAGAUGAAAAGAAAAGAGCACUGUCUAACCUUCUCAGGACAACUGACCAAGAACCAAAUCUUGGACACAGAGAAACAGCCUUAAAUUUACUAGGACAAUGCAUGGAACAAGAGAACCGGGCUACAGAUGCUUUGCGCUGCUAUUUAAUAUCCUUAAAUCUAAGGAAGAGAUACAAUGUUGCUAUUUAAUAUCCUUAAAUCUAAGGAAGAGAUACAAUGUUGCUAUUUAAUAUCCUUAAAUCUAAGGGAGAGAUACAAUGUUGCUAUUUAAUAUCCUUAAAUCUAAGGGAGAGAUACAAUGUUGCUAUUUAAUAUCCUUAAAUCUAAGGAAGAGAUACAAUACUGCAAAGAUCCACAUCUGUAGACUUUUAUCAAGUUUACUAACUAACAAGUAGAGAGCAAGAAAAGCAGACCGGUUGGCGAAAGAAAAAAUAGACACUAAUUUGAAUAUUUUGUCAGUAUUCUUCUCAUCUGUGAAAAUAUUCUAGUUUUGCACAUCAAAUCAAAUUUCACCUUUCGGGUAAACCACUUAUACACUGUAUUUAGAAACAGGACCUGUUUUUUCAAGGGGCCUUUAAAGAGGUAAUCUGAAGAUUGUCUUUUUGCAUCAGGACAGUAGAUAAAAUUAGCAAAUGAUUUUUUCGUCGCAAAAAUCGAAAGCAUUGGAAAAUAUAACUUGCACUAUUUUAUAGAGAUAUGCUGUAUUAGCAAGUUUACCAGUUUUACAAAGUGUGUUGAUUACAGCUUGCAACCUAAUACAAAUCAUGUGCACCA